UACGCACAUUCACAAUCCAGAGCCCAAUUUUUUGCAGCUGAAAAAUCACAGCUACUUCGUUUCUACAUUAUCGCGAAAUCUUGCAAAGGUGGUGAAUAUGGCCAACAGUUUGGGAUCAUCACACAGAAAUGUCGCGCUCAAUGAAAGGAUCCUUUCAUCAAUGUCACGUAGAUCUGUUGCUGCUCACCCCUGGCAUGACUUGGAGAUUGGACCUGGUGCACCUGCAGUUUUCAACUGUGUUGUUGAAAUUAGCAAAGGCAGCAAGGUCAAGUACGAGCUUGACAAAUCAAGUGGUCUCAUAAAAGUUGAUCGUGUUCUUUACUCAUCGGUUGUUUAUCCGCACAACUAUGGUUUCAUCCCACGAACAAUCUGUGAGGAUAGUGAUCCUAUGGAUGUCCUGGUUAUAAUGCAGGAGCCCGUGUUACCUGGUUCCUUUGUACGUGCUCGUGCUCUUGGAUUGAUGCCCAUGAUUGAUCAAGGUGAAAAAGAUGACAAGAUUAUCGCAGUAUGUGCUGAUGACCCUGAGUACCGCCAUUACAAUGACAUCAAGGACCUUCCCCCACAUCGCCUUGCAGAAAUCCGUCGAUUUUUUGAGGACUACAAAAAGAAUGAGAACAAGGAAGUUGCUGUUGAAGACUUCCUACCCGCUGAGGCCGCCAUUGAAGCCAUCCAAUACUCCAUGGACCUGUAUGCAUCGUACAUUGUAGAAAGCUUAAGGCAGUAACUACCUGGAGACUAAUUACUAAAUUGGAUGGAACCACUUAGUAGUAUAAUGAGGCCGAUAAACUUCUUGCUGAAUGCCUCUGUCCAAGUUUAAUGCUUCAACUACUGAACUGUUUCAUGUGUUUCGAUGGAUCUUAUGCUCCAAAGUUCAUAACUGGAAUUCUGUGUUGCAUGCUAUUUCUGAUAUGGGAAGGGGUUCCAAGUGUGGUAUUAUACUAU
Molecule: messenger RNA, 942 nt
Organism: Argentina anserina (silverweed cinquefoil)
Lineage: Eukaryota; Viridiplantae; Streptophyta; Magnoliopsida; Rosales; Rosaceae
Product: soluble inorganic pyrophosphatase
Exons: 9
Coding region: 98-724 (208 amino acids)
Biological process (GO): phosphate-containing compound metabolic process
Cellular component (GO): cytosol; cytoplasm
Molecular function (GO): magnesium ion binding; inorganic diphosphate phosphatase activity
Source: RefSeq, a predicted model, not a curated record